Molecule: messenger RNA, 2517 nt
Organism: Fraxinus pennsylvanica
Lineage: Eukaryota; Viridiplantae; Streptophyta; Magnoliopsida; Lamiales; Oleaceae
Source: the annotation of a GenBank genome assembly
AUGGCUUCUACUGCACCCGCCUUGAAACGCUCAGAAUCCAUUGCAGAUACCAUGCCGGAGGCAUUAAGGCAAAGCCGGUAUCACAUGAAGAGGUGCUUUGCGAAGUAUACACAAAAAGGAAAAAGGUUGAUGAAACUUCACCAUUUAAUGAGUGAAAUGGAUCAAGUUAUAGAUGAUAAAGCAGAAAAGACUCAAUUACGUGAAGGGUUGUUGGGCUAUAUUUUGUGCACAACUCAGGAAGCUGCAGUUGUACCUCCAUAUGUUGCCUUUGCCAUUAGACCCUCUCCUGGAUUUUGGGAGUAUGUUAAAGUAAGCGCAAAUGAUCUAUCUGUAGAGGGAAUAACUGCAACAGAGUACCUAAAGUACAAGGAAAUGACAGUGGAUGAAAACUGGGCGAAAGAUGAAAAUGCACUGGAAAUUGAUUUUGAGGCAAUGAAUUUCUCCAUGCCUCGCCUGACUCUAUCUUCUUCAAUUGGAAAUGGAGUCAAUUACGUCUCAAAGUUUCUUUCUUCGAAGAUGAAUAAUGUCGUAGACAGCACACAAUCUCUUGUGGAUUACUUACUCUCACUAAACCACCAAGGAGAUAAAUUAAUGAUCAAUGAGACCCUCAGCACGGUCUCAAAGCUUCAGGAUGCCCUGAUAGUGGCCGAAGCAGCCCUGUCUUCACUACCAAAAGAUACACCGUAUGAGAGCUUCGAGAUGAGGUUUAAAGAGUGGGGCUUCGAAAAGGGAUGGGGUGACAUUGCUGAAAGAGUUCAGGAGACUAUGCGAUCGCUUUCAGAAAUAUUCCAGGCGCCAGAUCCAUUAAAUAUCGAGAAGUUCUUUGGUAGGCUUCCAUUGAUAUUCAAUGUUGUAUUAUUUUCUGUCCAUGGAUAUUUUGGCCAGGAAGAUGUUCUUGGCUUGCCAGACACUGGUGGGCAGGUUGUUUACGUUUUGGAUCAAGUUGUUGCCUUGGAAGAGGAAUUACUUUUUAGAAUUAAGCAGCAAGGUCUUAAUGUGAAGCCUCAUAUUCUUGUGGUAACUCGACUAAUUCCUGAUGCUAAGGGGACCAAGUGCAAUCAGGAACUAGAACCUGUUUUCAACACAAAACACUCCUAUAUCCUCAGAGUGCCAUUUAGGACUGAAGACGGAAUACUUCGCCAAUGGCUUUCUCGAUUUGACAUCUAUCCUUACCUUGAGAAGUUCACUCAGGAUGCAACUGCCAAAAUCGUUGAAGUAAUGGAAGGAAAACCAGAUCUAAUAAUUGGAAAUUAUACUGAUGGGAAUUUGGUUGCAGCACUCAUGGCUAGUAAACUUGACACAACCCUGGGAACUAUUGCACAUGCUUUAGAGAAGACGAAGUAUGAAGAUUCAGACAUCAAGCUGAAGGAAUUUGACCCCAAGUAUCACUUUUCGUGCCAGUUUACAGCUGAUUUGAUUGCGAUGAAUACUGCUGAUUUCAUCAUCACAAGCACAUACCAAGAAAUUGCUGGAAGCAAAGAUAGGCCAGGGCAGUAUGAAAGCCAUACUGCAUUUACUCUUCCAGGGUUGUACAGAGUUGUUUCAGGGAUCAAUGUUUUCGAUCCUAAAUUCAAUAUUGCUUCUCCUGGGGCAGACCAAACAGUCUACUUCCCUCCCACUGAGGAACAAAAGCGAUUUACGACAUUUCAGCCAGCUAUAGAAGAACUACUUUUUAGUAAAGUUGAUAACAACGAGCACAUUGGAUAUCUAGAAGAUAGAAGGAAACCAAUAAUUUUCUCCAUGGCAAGGCUUGACAUAGUGAAGAACAUUACAGGAUUAACAGAGUGGUACGGGAAGAACAGGAGGCUCAGAGACUUGGUUAAUCUUGUUAUUGUUGGAGCUUUCUUUGAUCCUUCGAAAUCCAAAGACAGAGAAGAAGCAUCUGAAAUAAGAAAGAUGCACAUGUUAACUGAAAAGUAUCAACUCAAGGGACAGCUAAGAUGGAUUGCAGCCCAAACUGACAGGAAAAGAAAUGGUGAACUAUACCGUACCAUUGCUGAAACAAAGGGGGCAUUUGUGCAGCCUGCCUUAUAUGAAGCAUUUGGUCUUACAGUAAUUGAGGCUAUGAACUGUGGGUUACCUACUUUUGCGACUAAUCAAGGAGGCCCAGCUGAGAUUAUCAUCGAUGGGGUUUCGGGUUUUCAUAUCGACCCUAACAAUGGAGACGAGUCGAGCAACAAGAUUGCAGACUUUUUCCAGAAGUGCAAGGAGGAUCCUGAAUAUUGGAACAGGAUUUCCAUUCAGGGACUACAGCGUAUAUAUGAAUGCUAUACAUGGAAGAUCUAUGCGAAUAAGGUUUUGAAUAUGGGGUGCAUAUAUAGUUUCUGGAGACAGUGUUAUAAGAAGCAAGCAAAGAAAAGAUACAUUCAGACCUUUUACAAUCUUCAGUUUAGGAACUUGGCGAAGAAUCUGUUGCCUAAAAAGGAAGAAACUCCACAACAAGAGCCAAAGCAAAAGGAGACUAAACCAGUGUUAUCACGAAGGUCAUCAGAGUCCAGGUUCCGGUUGUUCCGGUAA